Messenger RNA from Bactrocera dorsalis (oriental fruit fly), 1800 nucleotides. RefSeq lists its product as uncharacterized. The record is from RefSeq and is a predicted model, not a curated record. Gene Ontology annotation, molecular function: long-chain fatty acid-CoA ligase activity. The transcript has 5 exons. The coding region runs from base 107 to 1747 and encodes 546 amino acids. NCBI's taxonomy places the organism in Eukaryota, Metazoa, Arthropoda, Insecta, Diptera, Tephritidae. Gene Ontology annotation, biological process: long-chain fatty acid metabolic process; fatty-acyl-CoA biosynthetic process.
UGCAUCCGCAUUGAGUUGCAAUAGUUGAGCAUCGAGAUUUGCCAAGAUUAGACGCUUCCGCAAAGUAGGAAGCUUUGUGAAUUCGUGCUUAAACCCAGAACUAGAAAUGUUCGAAAUAGAUGCAAGCAUAGGUGCAACAUACGACGCCGAUUCUAAGGAAUGGCUGGGUCCGAAAUUCGUUGACUUUUACGAUCACAACGCAUCUGUGGGACGCAUACUCUUCGAGCAAAUGCGUCGUUGCCCACACAGCAUCUGUCAAAUAUCCGACUCUGAGCAGACAAGUUUGACCUACGAAGAAGCUUUGAUGCAGGCCAUUCGUGUUGCUGAACAUUUUCGCAAGCUGGGAUUGACGCAACGUGACAUUGUUGGUGUAGUUGCGCGAAAUACCACCCACUUGAUGGCUGUAGCCCUGGCAUGUUUCUUCAAUGGCAUCGCACUGCACGCGGUUAAUCCCAAUCUAGAGGAAAAGUCUGUGAAAAGUCUUUUCGAAACCACAAAGCCAAAGUAUAUAUUUUUCGAUGGACAGGACUAUGCGAAAGUCGAGCGGGCAACAAAUGAUUUGGAGACGAACUUAUACACCUUAAGUAAUCAUUUGUCGAAGGUACCGUCUGUGAAGGAUCUACUGAAACCGACAGGUUCGGAACAUACAUUUACACCUGCUAUUUUGGAGGAUGGACCAAAUCAAACUUUGGCUAUUUUGUGCUCAUCCGGUACUACAGGAGUUCCCAAAGCGGUAACCAUCUCCAAUCAUAAGCGGUUUUUCGAUAUGUUUCACUUUUUGAACUCAGAAGACGUAUUCUUCGUUUUAAGCACAUUGGACUGGCUUACUGGUUUAAUAAUGCUCAUCGCAAGUAUUGGCUUCGGCGCUAAGCGUAUUAUUACCGAACGACCAUUCGAUGCGGGAUAUUUUUUAAAACUAAUACCAGAAUACAAGAUCACAUUUACUAUUAUUGCCCCACCGUUAUUAGCUGUAUUACUUAAUCACCAAUCGAUUACCGUUGAAAAGUUAGACAGCCUACGAUACCUUUUGUAUGGCGGUGGUAAUUGCUCCACACAUAUACAGCAGGGGUUCCAAAAGUAUUUGAGCCACGCACGAAUGAUCUUCGCUUAUGGCUUAACCGAGUUCGAAGCUGUAUUGACGAUGAAUUGUAAGCUGUUGGAGAAACCGCAAGCUGUGGGGCGUCUACAACCAGGCUAUAAAGCCAAAAUUAUAGAUGAAAGUGGUAAACGCCUGAGCGCUGGAGAGGUUGGGGAAAUAUGCUGUCAACACAGUCGCCAAUGGUUGGGCUAUCACAACAAUAAUGUGGCGACAGAGGCGAUAUAUAAAACGGACGGUUGGUUCCAUACCGGCGAUCUGGGCUUUUUCGAUACGGAUGGAUAUUUGCAUGUGAUUGAUCGUAAGAAGAAUAUUCUGAAGUAUUUUGGUAUGCAGUACUGUACAAAAGAAAUCGAAGAGGUGAUUGUUCAAAUGCCACAUGUGACAGAGGUGUGUGUAUUUGGGAUAUCAAGGGACGAUGUGGGCGAUGCCGCGGCGGCCGCUGUCGUUAAAAUACCAGGUAGCUCUUUAAAUGCGCCAGAUGUGAUCAGGCAUGUGAAGGAGCACUUCGAGGCGACAUACAAGCAUUUACAUGGCGGUGCCGUCAUUGUGGAAGAGCUGCCGAAGUUGGGAAACUCCAAGCUAAAUCGUAAAGCAAUUAAGGAAAUGUUCCUUUCAUCCCAGACAAGGAACUCGAACACAGUAUUUUAAUUUCACCAUUAUGGCUCCACUUUUAAUUAAUAAAACUAGUAUUUAUAUGUAUU